Trichoplusia ni (cabbage looper) is the source of this 1401-nucleotide messenger RNA. It is a transcript of the gene HLH4C, whose product is annotated as helix-loop-helix protein 1. Gene Ontology annotation, molecular function: DNA-binding transcription factor activity, RNA polymerase II-specific; protein dimerization activity; RNA polymerase II cis-regulatory region sequence-specific DNA binding. NCBI's taxonomy places the organism in Eukaryota, Metazoa, Arthropoda, Insecta, Lepidoptera, Noctuidae. Gene Ontology annotation, biological process: regulation of transcription by RNA polymerase II. Bases 336 to 755 code for a protein of 139 amino acids. The transcript has 3 exons. The record is from RefSeq and is a predicted model, not a curated record.
UUUAAAAAGAAAAAAAACAUAACUCAUGUUCUGGCGGGAAAUAAUAUAUUGAGCAUUCUGAGUAUUGUUUUUAUUACUUUUAAAUGUUAUUUGGCAACGCCCCUGCGACAGGGAUGGUCCAUCCCCUUUUACGCGGAAUAAAAGCCAAGGGAUGCUGCCAUCUCUGUUAGUUUGAAACAGUGUCGACCCGGGAUGGUACAUUUAAAAUAUUCCUAUAAAAAUAAUAUUUUGCUUAACAAAUUGGUGGCGAAAAACUGUGUUUUAUAGUGUCGUUUUUUUAAAGAAUGUAGUAAAGGACUUUUUUGAGAGUGGUUAGGUAUUACAUAACAGUCACCAUGAAGAGUUGGUUGGAGACAGCUAGUAGCAUGGAGGAUGGCUCCCUGUCGUGUAUGCUGGCAGAGCCCCGGGAGGCCCUACUGCCCAUCACCGGCAGAGAAAACCUGGCGCCAAGGAAAAGAGACCGAACCUUAGAGCCCUGCGCGAUAUCCGAAGAGGCAUACUUAUCAAGUGGAGCUGGUUCUCCUUGCGCAGGACUGUCCCGCGAAGAACGACGCAGAAGACGUAGGGCUACCCUAAAGUACAGAACAGCACACGCCACCCGGGAGAGGAUCCGUGUCGAAGCAUUCAAUGCGGCCUUCGCAGCCCUACGCCGUCUCCUACCAACAUUACCCCCGGACAAAAAGCUGUCCAAAAUUGAAAUCCUCCGUCUAGCUAUCUGCUAUAUCGCUUAUCUAAACCACGUUUUAGAUGCUUAAGAUUGCAAUUAUUAACUUCAGACGUAGCGAUCACUACUAAUAAUACACCCGGAGCAAAUCUUAUCAACAUUGCUCCCAGACAACAAUUACGAUCGACUAAAAAAUUUCCUCGCGCGCGAGUUAAAUCGCGCAAAUGCAUUGAAUUGACAAAUGAAAGUCACAUGGCAAAGAAUGUCAUUGCUGCCCUAUAAAUUUUAACAAAUAGAACAGAAAAAAAAGUAGUUAGAUCUGAUACAUCGCCUAUCUUAGAUGGUAGAUCCUGGAACCAUUCAUCAACAUUUGCAUCUGUAUCAGUCAUCAGAUACUGCCAACAUUACCCUAAAUUAUCCACCAAACAUGCUCUUAUUCUUGAUAGUGUCUAUCAAGUAUAAUAGCAUGGAAACGCAGUGAAAGCGUUGUCUAAUUACAUAGUUCGGCGAAAAAAUAAAACACUAUCGGAUAUUUAAAUGUUCCUUUAAGCUAUCUGUCCUGCUUGUGUCCGUCACGUGUUAGAUACUUAAGGCCCCAUAUCUAAGAUAACGAUAAGUUAUCUGUUAAUUAGGUCUAUAUCAUUCCCGUAUCACCUGUACAUUUAAUAUACUUAUUAAUUCACAAUCAAUCAUUUCGAAGCCGCUCUUGAUAAAAAGAAUGCCUUUGACCAACAAAA